Messenger RNA from Adineta steineri, 414 nucleotides. NCBI's taxonomy places the organism in Eukaryota, Metazoa, Rotifera, Eurotatoria, Adinetida, Adinetidae. The record is from the annotation of a GenBank genome assembly.
AUGCUUUACUCGCGUUCGGUUAUACUUUUGGUGUUUAUUAUGUUUGUUUCCUAUGCGAAUAUGGUGGCUUGUAGAAACAUUAUGGUAGAUCAAAACAUUGAAGGUCUUUGUGUCGGUGGAAUAAUGGAUGUUUGUGGUGGUGCAACACUCCAUAUCUAUAAUAUAGAUGACAGCCGAUGCGCAGCAAAUGCUUCCUGUUUUUGGGCCGGAGAAGCGAAGGUGAAAUUGCUUCUUUCUAAUAAUGCGGGUUCAAGUGUUGUAGAUCUGAUCGUCGGUAAAAAGCCUCAAAACAGUGCUCAAGUAACUCUCGGUACUACUGUAUACACUAUUACCCUUGAUGAUGUUGUUCCAUAUCCUACAAUACCAAUGAAUAGUAAUGCAUCUGAAGCUCUCGUUCAAGUCACAUGCACAUGA